Messenger RNA from Rhincodon typus (whale shark), 3305 nucleotides. RefSeq names its product OTU deubiquitinase 3 (gene otud3). Gene Ontology annotation, molecular function: cysteine-type deubiquitinase activity. The record is from RefSeq and is a predicted model, not a curated record. The coding region runs from base 325 to 1512 and encodes 395 amino acids. Lineage: Eukaryota; Metazoa; Chordata; Chondrichthyes; Orectolobiformes; Rhincodontidae. Gene Ontology annotation, biological process: protein deubiquitination. The transcript is spliced from 9 exons.
UUGGAGUAGGUUCCAGAACAGAUUGAUGGCUAGUUGAGUGGUUUGCUGAAGUUAGUCCCGGCGCUGCGGAUACUGGGGGGUUGGAAGCCAAAGGCCACGGUUUCGCUGCUGCCGGGUUUUUUGGGAGGAAGCUUCACGCCGUAAGAGCGUGUGGGCGCCGGCAGCUUCAGGCCCCUGGGACCCGCCUCCCCAGCCCUGGCGCUAGUCACCUCCGGCGGGUGGUGCCGGCACGCAAGCCCGAGGCUUCAGACUUGGCUCUAGGCCCUACUUGAAAAGAAUAAAACCGGCAGCGGCUUCCAUGUGGUCCUAGCCGGCUUCUGAGCCAUGUCCAAGAAGCAAGCGGUCAAAACCAGGACUAACAAGAAACUGGAUUUGGAGCGGAAAAGAGACGAGAAGGCGGUGAGACGAGCCCUGGCUAAAGAGAGGAAGAACAGGCCCCAGGAGGGCUCAGAGGAUGAAGAGUUUUUGAGCUUUGCCAACCAACUGCUGGCCAUGGGACUCAAACUCAGGGAAGUUCCUGGUGAUGGGAAUUGUCUCUUUCGUGCUCUCGGAGAUCAGCUAGAAGGUCACUCUCGAAACCACCUAAAACACCGGAGGGAAACAGUGGACUUCAUGAUAAAACAUCGUCAAGAUUUUGAACCAUUUGUUGAGGACGAUGUCCCUUUUGAUCGAUAUGUUGCGAAUCUGGAAAAGCCGGGCACAUUUGUUGGCAAUGAUGUGAUUGUCGCCUUCGCAAGGAACAACCAAGUGAAUAUUGUGAUUCACCAGCUUAACGCCCCACUUUGGCAGGUUUUUGGAACCCGCAAGAGUAAUGCUAUAGAGCUGCACAUUGCCUACAGAUAUGGGGAGCACUAUGACAGUGUACGCAUGCUCCAUGAUAAUUCAGAAGCACCUGCAAACCUAAAGACAGAGAUGCUCAUUAAAGAUGAAGGAAAGAAGAAAGAUCGAAACAAAAUGAGUCCUUACCAGAUGGAAGAUAUACGGGAUUUUGAAAGGGAAGUGACCAAGACUGAUUUGGACGAUGCAAUUCAGAAAGUACGCAAUGCAACGGGGUGCAUGGACACCGAUGUGAUUAUUCAGAAUCUGGAAGCUGAAAACUACAACAUAGGGUCUGUAAUAUUUGCAAUUUUGCAGACAGAUGAACUGAAGAAUAGCAAUAGUGAUGAAGAUUCCAACAAAACCAGUUCUAAUUGCAGCCCUCAGAACAUGUCACCCCUGUGGAUGGAGAAUGGAACUGGUAACAGGAUUUUUGGAAAUCACACUGUCAACGCUGAAGAGUUUGAAAACAACAGGUGGCCUAAUGACAUAGAAGAAAACAAAAGGACCAAAAAUAAGGUAACAAACAAGCAGCGAAAAGAACAGCAAAGGUUGGAAAAGAAGAAACGACAGGAGGAACGACACCGACAGAAGGUCCUAGAGAGCAAGAGCAAUAAUAUGGAAGACAACGGGACCGAUAGAGACUUUCAAGCACCAGUUACCCUAGUGAAAACAUUUACAACUUUAAAUAUUUGAUCUGUGGACAGCAGCCGGCAAUCAUCUGACAUUGAAUGGGUUUCAUUAGUCUCCUGGGUGGGGGAUAACAACAUGGGAGAUGGAGAGGUUAUCUGAUGCUGCUCUCGAUUUAAGAAAAUAUUUGAUUUCACAUCUUUUUGAAGAACUUGUUUUGUUUGCAAACUUGCACAUGGGCAAACAGGAAGAAAUGGCCUAAAGGUGGAAGCAGUGGAUUAUUUGCAUUUUACAAAUGCAGUAAAUCUUCAAAGAGUAACAAGUCAGAAUUUAAAUAAGCAUUUGAAAUGUAUGUUUAGAUGAAUUAGCAGUAAAUGGACUUACAGACAAGAAAGCUCUUUAAUAAUUGCAACAUGGGUUAGAGGCUGGCUAUAAUAUAUAUGUUUUAAGUUAUCACAUACUCCUAACACCUUCAAUAAUGAUCAUUACUGGAGGUGAAAUAUGAGGCCCUUUCUUUAGAAGCUGUAUUAUACACUGGCUUUUGCAUAUUGGACAUUUCUAAAACCAUCAUUGGUAUGGUGUACACGAGAUGGUGUUUUCCUGUAGGCAUCAGGAGGGGUAGGGCCAUAAACACUUUUGGAAGUGAAGCUGUUCCUUUUUUUUUUAAUCCUUGCCAGGACUUUAUUUUUUAAGUAAAGAGUACAAAUAUGCUGCUAACCACCAAAAAUGAAGGUUCCUUUCCAUACAGAAUGUGCUAACAACUUUAUCUGAGUAGGCUCAAUGGCUGUUAAUCUAGUAUAAAGCAAGUGGAAGAAUUGCAACUUUUGAUUAGCACCAGACGUUCCUAUAUCUAACUCAUUAAAGCUUUGUCAGAGAUAUUUUUGGAGGUGACUUAAGUUAAUUAAUCUCCUGAAUUUGUUUAUUGAAUUUCUACCUCUUGAGAAUUUUCCUUGCUUGAAAGUAAGGAACCAUUUGAUUGUGGAAAGUGGUUCAGAAUAGCCACUAAGUGUUUGAAACAGUAAUUCUUACGGACAACAAAGUAAGACAGCUGGUCAGCCUAUAAUGCUUGUGUUUACUCUAUUUUUCCUCUGUAUAUAAAAUAAUAAAUAUCUGUUCACCCCACUGAGAAACUAAGCUUAUUAAACAAUUUCUAAAAGUUUUAUUUCUGUCACAAUGAUUUGGAAUGAGUAAAACAACCUAAAAGUGGCCAGUUGUUAUUUUCUUCAAACACAAACCAGUAUGGAUUGACAGUUGGCUUAUAUACCUCAUUAGUGACUUAUUUAAUGUGUAACAGGUCAGAAAUUGUUACUAAAAAUCUAUUCUUUUACAAUUUUUUUUUUAAAUUUUAAGUUGUGCAUUUUGCAUCAAUGGUCACAGCAUCCUGAUUUGAUCAGCCUGGUAUCUCUGGUUGUUGGAGUUAGUGAUUGAAAUAGGAUUCUGGGAGAUAUUCUGUUUUGAAUGACCGUUCUAUGGCUAACCAGUUGCUAAAACUGGGUAUGAUAUGCUUUUGCCAAUCCACCUACUGCUGUAUGUUUAUUAAUGUCCUCAGGGCAGUGAAAAAAACUUAGUCGAUGUGUGUCUCUACUCUCAUGCUACUUGUCUGAAUUUGAUUGCCCUAGGGGCAAUCAGAAGGGAAUACAUUCUGGCAAAAUAAAUCUUUGUUUACGGUUUUUCGAAGAAAUUUAAUCCCAAACAUCCCAAAUUUUAAUUUUGCAGAUGAAAAAAAUUUGAAUCAAAGGAAUUUGUUUAUUACAAGUUUUCAUUCUAGUCUUUACAAAAGGUUAUUGUUUUUAAAUGUUAAAAUUCACUUCUCUCAAAGCUACAAGAAUGUUAAGACAUAAUAAAUUUGGAACAAAUUA